AACAACCUGUCGUAAUGUAAACAAAAGCAUGUGUUUACGUCGUAGUGAAAGAAAAAUGGCCUGAAAUCUAAAAAUAUUGUAGAUUUACAGCCGAAAAAAUGCGGUCUGCUGCAAAAUGGGAAGCGGUGCGAGCUCAUCUUCAAAAGUUGUAUGUGAAAAAGUAAACAACAAUGAUAAGGAUGUGUGCAGAUCUCAAAAUCAAAGGCGAUCUACGAGUUCGAUCCAAAAUAAGACCAAUAAAUUUAGCAUUCGAACGAGGAAACAAAAACUUUCAUCCUUUUCUAUCACAGUUGACAGUGAUGAUGGCGACAACAUCAUAGAAGAUGAAUUUAUUUUAACGACAAGAAACCAAGUUCAGUAUAUUUGUAACCAAUUGAGCCGAAAUAAACUCUACUGUGAUCCACAUUUCCCAGCUAAUGACCGAGUUUUGUUUUUUAAUGGUUACCAUAAUGAUAGAGUAAUAAAAUGGAUUCGUCCUCAGGAUUUGGUAUUAGAUGGUACAGAACCCGAGAUGAUGAUUGAUGGUGUAACAAGGGACGAUAUACAACAGGGGAUUUUAGGGGAUUGUUGGUUUUUAUCUUCAUGUGCUGCCGUAUCACAACAACAACGCUUUAUGAAAACGAUUUUACCAAAAGAUCAGCCAUUGUGCGGACAAGGUUAUAAAGGAGUUGUCUGUUUUAGAUUUUGGAGAUUUGGAAACUGGGUUGAAGUUUAUAUUGAUGAUCGACUGCCCACUGUAAAUAGAGAACUUAUUUAUGCACACUGUACGGAAGCUAAUGAAUUCUGGGUAGCUCUUAUAGAAAAAGCUUAUGCCAAAUUACGUGGAUGUUAUCAGUCUUUAGAAGGAGGACAAACAAUGGAUGCACUAGUCGAUUUAACGGGAGGAUUAGCUGAACGUUAUAUGUUAGAAGAAUAUGAUCCAAAUAUGUAUCGCCUUAUACUUAGAGCUCAUAAAAACGGUGCCUUCAUCACCUGUUCAAGAAAGGGUGAUUGGAGUGAUAGUACUAAAUCUGAUGCUACAGGUCUGGUAUCAGGACAUGCUUAUACAAUAACCAGUGUUAUUAAGAUAAAACAUCAGAUGGGAGAAGAAAAAUUAUUGAGAAUUCGGAAUCCAUGGGGUGAUGCCACGGAAUGGAAGGGUUCCUGGAGUGAUAAUGAUGUUAAUUGGAAAUGGGUUGAUAGUGAAACGAAACGUAUGAUGGAUAUACAGUCUAAAGAUGAUGGAGAAUUCUGGAUGUCAUUCAAAGAUUUUUAUCGUCAUUUUCAAGAAGUGACCAUCUGUUUAACAGGACCUGAUUUUGAUGGGGAUGGAGUUUCAGAUGCUGUUGGUCAUAUGGAGAUGAUCAGUGGUCAAUGGAAGGGUAUAUCAGCUGGUGGAUCCAGAAAUAAUUUAGAUUUAUUUACAAAUAAUCCUCAAUAUUUACUAACUUUAACUGAACCAGAUGAUUUUAAUCUGCAGACAGAUGAUCCCGAGCUAGAAGGGAUGUGUAGUGUAGUCAUAGCUUUAAUGCAAGAACAGAAACCAACUCGAGACGCUGAUCAAAAUUCACAUCAACAAAUAGCUUUUGUUAUAUACGAGAUUGAUAACCCUAACGAAAGAUUAACUAAGAGAUAUUUUCAUUCCCAUCAUGAACGUGGACGAUCGGGAUUAUAUAUAAAUUAUCGUGAAGUCAGCGGUCGUUUUGAAUUAUCUCCUGGACAUUAUGUUAUUAUACCUUCCAUGUUUCAACCUCAUAUUGAAGGCAGAUUCCUCAUUCGAGUAUUCGGUGAAAAGAAAUUUUCUUUAAAAAGGCUUUUAUGAUGUCAUCUCAAGUAAAGUACAGACAACAUAGUAUCUACUGGACGACAUUGUAUCAUAUUUUAACUAUUUAUUAAAUUAUCAAGAUCAACCAGACUUAAAGUGUAAACACGUUAAUUGUGAUAAAAUAAUUAUGGGGCCACCUGCAAUAGUUAUUUUAUACCAAAAAACAAAAUCGAAAAAAGAAGAAUAUUGGAGUAUAUCUAUUUGUGAUCUAAAUGUUGAGAGCAAGAAUAAAGAUGCAUUAUGUAAGAUUUAAAUAAAGAGCUGGUCGUUCUUGCUAUAUUAAAGAUGCAUUAUGUAAGAUUUAGAUAAAGAGCUGGUCAUUCUUGCUAUAUUAGUUUAAAAAUAGAUAAUUAAAUAUGAAUAUACUGAAAAUUUCAUUCAAAUUACUUUAUUCUGGGUGAAGUUAUGACUAUUUGAAGAUGUAGCAACAGUACUUGACAACCAAGACUAAGUCUUGAUUAUCCAUUUUAUCGUUAAUUAUUGAAAUCUUGCGCGUGUUUAAAUCCAUUUAAAUCUCAGCCAUCCGAUGGUCUAGAGAGUUGAUUAUAGACUUUCAUGUGAAUAAAUAAUCAAGAUUUGAAGCCAGAGAAAAAAUACCCGCAAUAAGCAGAUUUAGCUCCUACAUACGUAAUGUAUCUUUAAGUAAAAAAAAAAGUGAUGCUACGCGAGAGUGUUAGUAUGAAUAUAUUGUGAAAUAUCUCGCUUGAGAUCUUUAAACAACUUAUAUACAGAUAACACUAUCACACCACAAGUGCAUUUCUAUAAAAUCAUCACAUGACUGCCAUUUUAAAUGAAAUGGGGUUCAUCUUCCUACUUUUCAGAGUUUUAUCAAACUAUGGGGUGGCCAUGGUUUAUGGUUGGGUUGGGCAGGUGCAGUUACGCUCAUAACAUCAUAAGGUUUGUCAUUGAGUCAAAUCGCGUGGUUCCGACCCUAAGCUUGGACCUGACAAGGAAUAGGGUCUCGACCCUCCCAGUCGAAUAGGUUUUCUCGGGGUCCACUGAUUUCCUCCCACAGUUAAAGACCCCUACAUGAAAUGUGAAUUAUUGAAAUACAAUUCGACCAUUUGUUUGUUUCUCUCUGGUGGUACUGGAUGCUUCUGUAGAUAUACGUUAAAUUAUGAAGGCUUUUAUUGAGUGUUGGCUAAUGAAGACGAACCAUUUUAAAUAAUACUACACCACCUUCAAACGAUGACAAGGUCACAAUGUAUAUUAAAGAGAGAGUGAAAUGGGGUUUAAUGUCCACUUGACACAAACUAGGUCAUUUCGGGACUAACAUAUGGUUCAAUUUUAGUUAGCUCAAUAAUUCGCUUGUGUGUAGGGGUCUUUAGCAGUGGGAGGAAACCGGAGGAUCCCAGAGAUAACCCACGAGGUUGGACAGGCGACCCUAGUCCUUGUCACGUACAACCGGGGAUUCGAAACCAUGCCAGUUGACUGAAUGACAGACCUUAUGAUACAGCGCGCACAUGCUAACCAUUGACCGUCCUACCCCCACCCCCUUGUAUAUUAAAGCCUUAUACCAUAUAAUUUAUUUGUAUAUACAUAUAAAUUAAUUUUAUUAUACCGGUAUUCUUCUUGUACACAUAUCAUCAAUAUGUAAAUAUUUGCAUUUGAUUUUUUAAAACUUCUUAGGCCAUACCCAAAAAAAUAAUCAGGUUUCCAGAUAAUCCUGCAUCACUUACAAAAGGGUGGCAUGACCUGUUUUUAUUUCAUUAAUUACCUCAUGUAAAUAUUUUCAGUCAGUUACAGGAAAUAAAAAUGUUAAUAAAUGUUAUUAACAAUCAUAAAUCACACUGGAUAAUAAUCCUACAUUUCUUUAAGCAACAUGGUGAAAUAAAUGUCACUGGAUAAUCAUGAAUGAUACUGGAUAAUCCUACAUUCCUAUAAAACAACAUGAUGAAAUAAAUGAUACUGGAUAAUCAUACAUUCCUAUAGACAACAUGAUGAGAUAAAUGAUACUGGAUAAUCAUACAUUACUAUAAACAACAUGAUGAUAUAAAUGAUACUGGAUAAUCAUACAUUCCUAUAAACAACUUGAUGAGAUAAAUGUUACUGGAUAAUCAUGAAUGAUACUGGAUAAUCAUACAUUCCUAUAAACAACAUGAUGAGAUAAAUAUAGUGUCUUAUAACGUGAUUUGAGAAUUCAUUUAGCCCAGUAGUGAUCCUUCGACAAAUAAAAACCUUCCUCCCACAUCAGAUUUUUAUGAAGAAUUGUCUGGGAACAAGAAUAUUAAUUUUGUAUAGCUUUAUUAUUAUUGCUUAUUGAAAUGUGUGUAUAUAUGAUUGAUUUUGAUCGAUAGCCUUAUUGAACUGUGUGUAUAUAUACAUAUGAUUGUUAUUGAUUGCCUUAUAUAAAUAUAAAAUGAGA
This is a messenger RNA of Patella vulgata (common limpet), 4169 nucleotides long. Its product is annotated as calpain-A. Gene Ontology annotation, biological process: proteolysis. Gene Ontology annotation, molecular function: calcium-dependent cysteine-type endopeptidase activity. Bases 116 to 1801 code for a protein of 561 amino acids. The record is from RefSeq and is a predicted model, not a curated record. Lineage: Eukaryota; Metazoa; Mollusca; Gastropoda; Patellidae. The transcript has 12 exons. Gene Ontology annotation, cellular component: cytoplasm.